Argiope bruennichi is the source of this 4591-nucleotide messenger RNA. Its product is annotated as DNA-binding protein P3A2-like. The transcript has 12 exons. The coding region runs from base 190 to 1764 and encodes 524 amino acids. Lineage: Eukaryota; Metazoa; Arthropoda; Arachnida; Araneae; Araneidae. Gene Ontology annotation, molecular function: RNA polymerase II cis-regulatory region sequence-specific DNA binding; DNA-binding transcription factor activity, RNA polymerase II-specific. The record is from RefSeq and is a predicted model, not a curated record. Gene Ontology annotation, cellular component: nucleus. Gene Ontology annotation, biological process: regulation of transcription by RNA polymerase II.
UCAAGCUUAGGUUUAGCCGUCUACGUAGAUAUGUGUUGUCGAUCGAUAUUGAAUUUCGUUAAUCUACGAUUGAAAAACCGGCAUUUUCUGUGUUUUAAGAAAGAUGGUUAAAACCAUUACCAUCUCUCGAACAAAUGUAUAUUUUGAUUCAAAAAGUAUAAAGGCCAAGAUAUCUUAAAAGAAACUACAAUGAUGAUCCAAUUACAAGGUGACAUGUCUUUCGAGGGGGAUGGCACCGAGACUAAGGUACUCCUUACUGCCAAACAAUUGGAAAAUUUGCCAAGAGACAAAGUUUUUUUGUUUAGUCGUAUGAGUACGGGGUCUGCCAUCAGCACAGAUGUGACCUCAACAGUUAAUCACUCUAUCAUCCCGGAUGAUAUGAGUGAUCCUUCUUCCUCUUUGGAUAGUCCAACAUUUGAUGACUCGGAUCUGCUUAGCUCAUCCAAUGUUGCAGAUGUCACUGCACAACUUGCUGCUGCAGGGCCAAUUGGGAUGGCUGCUGCAGCUGCUAUUGCUACUGCCAAAAAGAGAAAGCGACCUCAUUCAUUCGAAACAAAUCCUUCAAUUCGGAAACGUCAACAAACAAGGUUAUUAAGGAAGCUGAAAGCUACAAUUGACGAGUAUACUAUCCGAGUGGGUCAACAGGCUGUAGUUCUUGUUGUGACGCCUGGCAAACCCCAAAAUAAUUUUAAAGUAUUUGGUGCACAUCCGUUGGAAAAUGUGGUGAGAAACUGCAAAAAUGUAAUAAUGCAAGAAUUAGAAUCUGCUUUAGCUCAGCAGGCACCUCCACAGACACAAGAUGACCCAACAUUGCACGAAUUGCCACCGUUGGUUAUCGAUGGUAUACCAACGCCAGUCGAAAAAAUGACUCAAGCUCAACUACGCACAUUUAUUCCGUUGAUGUUAAAGUAUUCUACUGGGAGGGGCAAACCUGGUUGGGGUAGAGAAUCUACAAGGCCUGCAUGGUGGCCAAAAGAGCUGCCUUGGGCUAAUGUGAGAAGCGACGCACGUACAGACGAAGAUAAACAAAAGGUUUCUUGGACACAUGCCUUGAGGCAAAUUGUAAUUAAUUGUUAUAAAUAUCAUGGGCGAGAAGAUCUUCUUCCGGCCUUUACAAAUGAAGAUGAUAAAGAAAAAACCAAAGCUGCAAUUCAAGCUCAAGCAUCAGCUAUUGAAUCGCUAACUGGGACUCAGGGUACUUUGUAUGCUCAACCAUUAACGACACAUGCUUAUCCGACAAUGGUGCAGACAAUAAGCAACCCUGAUGGAACAGUUUCUCUCAUACAAGUUGAUCCUAACAAUGCUGUUGUUACAUUAUCGGACGGUACGCAAGCUCAGCUUAGAACUGUGUUGAGUUCUAAUGCUGAUGGCGAGUUAACAGCCGGAACUCAUCAAGUCAAUGGACAAACUGUGACUCCAAUAAGCAUUGAUCUUAAUGGAGAAGGUGGAGCUCAAGCUGUCGCUACCUUGACUGAAGCUACAAUUAAUCCCGAUGGCCAGAUAAUUCUCACUGGUGAAGAUGGAACUCAGAGUGCUUUCCCUGUGUCCGGCAUGGUAUCCAUUCCUGUGUCCAUGUAUCAAACAGUUGUAGCUAACAUUAGUCAACUGACUGAUGUCCAAGCUCAUGGCAUUCAGGUUGCAAUGGCCCCCAUAGUCACAGAAUCCAAUUCAGAGUCUCCAGUAAAUGUUACCUCGACAUCAGAAAAUGUCAAUGUACUAACAGCUGUUACGUCUUCUUCUGCACAAGUUUCAGAACAGAGUUAAUACCUCAAUAUUCAUCAUAGUCUUGAAUGUUUCAUCACCAAAAGAGGCAAGAAUUUGUGGAAAUAACAUUGCAUAGUCAUCUUUUUCGAUUUGUGAUCUUUUUUUUUUCUUUUUUUUUUUUUUUUUCAUGCUGUACAUACUUUUGUUUCAUAUUGUACAAAACUUGUCUCUUCAGUAUUUGCUGUAUGCAUGUUUCAGUACUGUGAUUUUUUAAGACCAUGCUGUUAAAUCAUCCAAAUGGGAAAAACAUUUGUAUGUGAACUUUGUAGCUGUGUAUUUCCAUGGUGUUCACCUUUUGGGAGUCAUUUUUAUAUUCCAACUGAAUGUAAAACCUUUGUAUAUAUGUCUAAUUUAAAUAUUGGAAAUAUUUGUAUCAUAAGAUUUAAUUUACUUUGUUAUUGUUUUCAAGAGUUUUUAGAAGUUAAUUGAUCUCGGUUAUUGUAACGUAAUUUUAAAAAACUAUAUCCUUGUUGUUUAAAGGAUUUGUUUCAGUAUCCUCAGUUGUAAUAAAAUGGCAGUUGCACAAUUUAUCAUUUAUGGAGUUAAUUUUUCAUAAGCAUUGAAACUCAAAAUUUACAUUUUUUUUUUUUUUCAGUAAAUUUUGUUAAACCUCUUGUUACUAUCCCAUGUUUAGUCUUUUAAGAUAAUGCUUUUCAAAUCUGUGCAAUAUUAAAUGUGCCUUCAGUGCUUUUUGGAUUGACACUGUUUUUUAAUAUUCUUUUGUUUUGAUGAUGUGUAAUGGUUUGUAAUUAAAUAAAUUUCAAAAAAAAAAUUUAGUGAACAAAACUAUAUUAUUAAUCUUCAAAUUGAAGAAUUGUGUGGUUUUUGAAAGGUGAACUGCUUAUCAUUUGUGAUAUUAAUCUUAGUUUCAUAGGUCUGUUAUAUUUACGUUUGUUUAGUUUAAAAAACAACAAAGAAUGUAAUUUGGACUUUUAAAAAGUUAUGACCAAAUAAAUAUUUUAUUAUAUUAAUUUUUUUUAUUGACUGUUUUUUCUGACUAUGAAUCGCAUUUUUAGAUGCAAUUUUUUAUAUAUAUAUAUCCAUUGCAUACUGCCAUUUUUUUUCGAACUGUGAUAGUUUCAAGUUCUGUUGAUUGCAAUCUUUGUUGCAGUUUUAUAGAGUUUGUAGACGUUUUGUUUUUAUAAGUAUCUGAUGUAUUUAAAGCAUUAGGUUUAUUCUAGUCGUUUCCUGUAAAAACUGUAUUGUAUCGCAUAAAUGUGUGCCACUUUCAUUGCAUUUGUUGAUUUUGCAUCAUUUUUAUGUGUUGAUUUUUGGCACUAAAAACAAAAUCUUGUCUUGAAAACGAAUUUCAGUGAGAUAAAAUACCUGCUAAUCAUUCUGUAGUACAGUACAAACUUGAAUGUUUUGAUGCUUAUGUAAUUAAUGGAUCGAAUGCAAUGAAGUCAUAGCAGUUUUUUUUUUGUAUUAGUUUUUUAUCAAAUAUUAAAAUAUCAUUUGUAGCUUGAUAAAUGCAGUAAUUGUUUUCUGUAUUUUAAAAUAUAUUGCCGAUUGAUUAUUCAGUGAUUAAAAAAAAUAUGAUUUUGAGUUGAUGCAUUGUAGGGUAUUAUUUAUUUUGAUAUGUCCAUAAAGGCGAUAAAUAUGAAAUCAGUAAAAAGAUUGAUUCAAAGGCAGCUCAUUUUGAAGUUAUAAUCUAUUUGUCAUUUUUGGAAUCUGGUGUUUAGUAUAUUUUUAACCAAGUGGAUUAUUCAAUUUUCUCUUUAAAUAAUCUUCUGUUUCAUUGUAAAAAAGGUCAUUGAAUUUGGAAUGUGUUUGAAUGCAAACUCCAUUUCAUGUACUUUACAGUACUUAUAGCUUAAGUAAUGCUUUUCAUUAUAAUAAUUGAUAUUAUAUAAAAUAAACAUUAUUUAUAUUUUAAGCUUUUUCUAAAUUUUGAAGUUAUCUUUCAAUGAACUGUAUAUUAAUCUUAAAGCAUUAAUACCAAACUUAAUCAACAUUUUUUCGUGUUCACUACAUUUGCAUGAUUUUUAACUUUAUUUUUUUUUUAUUAACUAUAUAUAAUUACUUAGUUUUUUCAUCCAGGAAUGUUGAAUGAAUUUCUUUACUUUUUUAUUAUUUUCGGUGAAAAAUUAAUAUUGACAAUUCUUGCAAUAAUUCUUAUUCUUGUAGGUGAAGGUGGAGAACUGUUAAAACUCGGAUGCAAUAUCAUUUAUCAUUUUUACUCAUCAUAAAUAUAAUACAUAACUUAUCUUCAUCAGCAAGAGUUAGGUGUGCUGACCACCGUCCCUUUAAAUUUUAUAAAAUAUUUAGAAACAAUGCUUGCCUAUAAUUUUAUGGGACAUGUUGUAAAUUAAUAUUUACUUUUCAUAAUUUCCUUAUGAAGUUAUUUUAAGGGAAAUCGUGCUCAUUUUGAAACAAUUUUUUGGUGAAUGUCAUUCAAUUUGAAAUACAUAUCUAUGCAAACUGUUCUUUUGUACGGUUACUGUAUUUGAUGGGCAUUGAAUAAUAUUCUUAAAUUUCCUAUUGUUUAUUUGUACAUUCAACUUUAAAGAAAUGAUACAUGGGUAAAUGUAUUGUGAUUUCUUGUUUCCUUUGAGAGUUUUGCCCAGAGUAUUUUUUUUUUCUCACAUUCUUAAAAUCUACACAAAAGGAACUUUUUAAAAGUUUCAACUGUAUAAAAGUGUACAGUUAUUCUUGACAAUACUACAAGCAGUGUAGUCAUAGAUCUUAGUGUAUAUAUAUUAUUAGAAUGUGUGAGAUUUAAUUUAUGUGAAAUUGUUAUGAAAAUAUGAUUUUGUGUCUGUAGCCUGUAAUAAAUCAUCUUAUCAAAAAUAAUAAAAUAUUAUUGAAACUGUGUAGAUGUGUUGCA